GGCAGGGCUGGAGCGCCAUGAGCAGCCCGGAUGCGGGGUACGCCAGUGACGACCAGAGCCAGACCCGCAGCGCGCUGCCCGCGGUGAUGGCCGGGCUGGGCCCCUGCCCCUGGGCCGAGUCGCUGAGCCCCCUCGGGGACAUGAAGGUGAAGGGCGAGGCGGCGGCGAGCAGCGGGGCGCCGGCCGGGGCGGCGGGCCGAGCCAAGGGCGAGUCUCGCAUCCGGCGGCCGAUGAACGCCUUCAUGGUGUGGGCGAAGGACGAGCGCAAGCGCCUGGCGCAGCAGAACCCAGACCUGCACAACGCCGAGCUGAGCAAGAUGCUGGGCAAGUCGUGGAAAGCGCUGACCCUGGCGGAGAAGCGGCCCUUCGUGGAGGAGGCCGAGCGGCUGCGCGUGCAGCACAUGCAGGACCACCCCAACUACAAGUACCGGCCGCGGAGGCGCAAGCAGGUGAAGCGCCUGAAGCGGGUGGAGGGCGGCUUCCUGCACGGCCUGGCCGAGCCGCAGGCCGCCGCGCUGGGCCCCGAGGGCGGCCGCGUGGCCGUGGACGGCCUGGGCCUGGCCUUCCCGGAGCAGGGCUUCCCCGCGGGCCCGCCGCUGCUGCCCGCGCACCUGGGCGGCCACUACCGCGACUGCCAGGGACUGGGCGCGGCCCCGCUCGACGGCUACCCGCUGCCCACGCCGGACACGUCCCCCUUGGACGGCGUGGAGCCGGACCCGGCCUUCUUCGCCGCGCCGCUGCCCGGGGACUGCCCGGCGGCCGGGCCCUACAGCUACGCGCCGGCCUCGGACUACGCGGGGCCCCCGGAGCCGCCCGUCGGCCCGGUGCACGCGCGCCUCGGCCUGGAGCAGGCGGGCCCUGCGCUGCCGGGCCACGUGGCGCCCCCCAGCGCCCUGCAGCUGUACUACAACGCGAUGGGCUCGCCGGCGGCCGGCGGCGGGCGCGGCUUCUCCCUGCAGCCGCAGCAGCACCCGCCGCAGCACCCGCAGCAGCACCCGCCGCAGCACCCGCCGCAGCACCCGCCGCAGCACCCGCAGCAGCCGUCGCCGCCCCCCGAGGCCCUGCCCUGCCGCGACGGCGCGGACCCGAGCCAGCCCGCCGAGCUCCUCGGGGAGGUGGACCGCACGGAAUUUGAACAGUACCUACACUUUGUGUGCAAGCCCGAGAUGGGACUCCCUUACCAGGGACACGACUCCGUUGUGAAUCUCCCCGACGGCCACGGGGCCAUCUCCUCGGUGGUGUCGGACGCCAGCUCAGCGGUGUACUACUGCAACUAUCCUGACGUCUGACGCCCCGGGCGAGCCCGCCUGCGGGCCAGAAGCGCAGCGUUACCUACACACUUCCGGAGGGGCUGAGGAAGUCCUCGGCCUCGUGUUGUUUUGUUUUGUUUUUAAAUCGCCUAGGCAUAUAAUUUAUGGUAAUUUAUUUUGUCUGCCGCUUGAACAGUUGGGGGGAGAAAAAUGUGGGGUGGUCUGUGAAGAUUUGUCCAGAUACUUCUUCUUUCCCACAGUUGCCUUGUCAGAACCCCGUUUCCCAGUUCAGGGUGACCAGUUUUGAGUAUGUCCCAGAAUAACUUGCUCCGUUUCCUGACCAUUUAUUGACCAAAACCAUUUUAUCUUGGGUGUGUUUUCUCGAUCUUUAAAGAAAUAAAAUCUGGAAUCCUUUUUCACUCUGCUAGUGUCUCUUGUCACAAAAGUCCAUUUUCAAGAUGAAUGUUAAGUAUUGACAUAGCACUGGAAACAUUUGAUUGAUAUUUAAUAUGUAGUUACAGCAGAUUUCUCCUUCUCUUAUAAUUGAUUCAGGGUCAAAACCUAAAAUGGAACAUUAGGAUGUCUAUUUGUUUUUUUUCCUAGGUAGAAAAACCUCAUAGAAUGAGCCUGUGCGUAACACAUCGUUUCAGUGAUCCUAGUUUCUGAAAAGUAAUGGUUAAUCUCGAUACUCUAGGUAUUUUGAAUUUUCGUGUAUCCCUUCACCAGAGGAGAACAUCCAAGGAAUUUGAGUUUUCUAGUUGAAUCUUGAAACCAGCCUAUAGAGGAGUUUGGAUUUUUUUUUUUCGGCCUACAUUAUUUCACCAAGAGUCUGUACGCUCCCUCUCAACACUGAACUUGCUAACUCUCACCUGUCUACACCUUGGGAAGUAC
Molecule: messenger RNA, 2141 nt
Organism: Nyctereutes procyonoides (raccoon dog)
Lineage: Eukaryota; Metazoa; Chordata; Mammalia; Carnivora; Canidae
Gene: SOX17
Product: SRY-box transcription factor 17
Exons: 2
Coding region: 18-1289 (423 amino acids)
Biological process (GO): anatomical structure morphogenesis; vasculogenesis; positive regulation of transcription by RNA polymerase II
Molecular function (GO): DNA-binding transcription activator activity, RNA polymerase II-specific; RNA polymerase II cis-regulatory region sequence-specific DNA binding
Source: RefSeq, a predicted model, not a curated record